Messenger RNA from Cimex lectularius (bed bug), 503 nucleotides. It is a transcript of the gene RpL36, whose product is annotated as 60S ribosomal protein L36. Gene Ontology annotation, biological process: cytoplasmic translation. The coding region runs from base 113 to 457 and encodes 114 amino acids. Gene Ontology annotation, cellular component: cytosolic large ribosomal subunit; ribosome. Lineage: Eukaryota; Metazoa; Arthropoda; Insecta; Hemiptera; Cimicidae. The record is from RefSeq and is a predicted model, not a curated record. The transcript is spliced from 4 exons. Gene Ontology annotation, molecular function: structural constituent of ribosome.
UUCAACCGGCAUUGGAUGUUAUUCCUAGAGCUUCCUAGAACAGUCGUGGCAUUGCAACCUUUUCACGCAUCAGUUACUUUCGUAAAAACGUUGUGUCGAGGCUAGGUCCACUAUGUCGCGACAUCACGAAAUGGCCGUAGGCCUCAACAAAGGCCACAAAACGACCAAAAUCCCUGUCGGAAAGUCCAAGGCGGACAAAAAGCAUAAAUUGAGGCCGUCUCGGUUGAAAGGGGCACAGACCAAACACUCCAAAUUUGUGAGGGAUUUGAUCCGUGAAGUUUGUGGUCAUGCUCCUUACGAGAAGAGAGGGAUGGAAUUGUUGAAAGUCUCUAAGGACAAGCGAGCCCUGAAAUUCUUGAAGAGACGAUUGGGCACUCACAUCAGGGCCAAAAGGAAGAGGGAAGAACUUAGCAACAUCUUGACUCAGAUGAGGAAAGCUCAUGCCCAACAAAAAUAAAUAAUUCUUAUUGUAUAAAUAAAGGCUAUUGUUUUUAUGCCUGAAA